CCAUCUCAUAAAUCUCGCACCACAUCUUCUUUUGAUCAAAUCGACAUGCCAGAUCUACCGGUUGUCUUGUACACCGGGUCGCUUCACGCUGUCCCCGGCCACGAGGACUACCCCAUGAUCGACCCCACGAUUGACACACCGUCUUCUGAGGCUCUCACACGUCUCGCAGCCACGAUUACUGAUUGGCCGCCCACCCCGAAUCAUCUAGUCCGUUACUGGAACCCUAGCAGUCUUCCCAGCAUGCGUACGUCGUUUCGAGAUGCACAUUAUUAUGCGCAACUCAUCGACGAAGCUGCUCAAGCAUACACCAAUCGACCUUUGGACGAUCACGUAAUUUCGAUCAUGUCGUCGAACAACAUGAUCAAACUAUCCAGUAUGGGCAUGGACUCCCUCCUGGUUCAACAGGGAGUGAUGCUGAACGCAUCCAUUGUCUCCCAGACGCUUCGAAACGAAUAUCGAGCUCCCAUUCAACAUGGUCAUUUAUUCUACACAUUUGUUACACCUCGUAUGGAGCACCCCUCCGAAGGAGUCCAGCACGCCGCUAACCCCGUUGCCACUCGUCUCGGAAUUGGCAGCCCUCGUUUACGCAUUCCCCGACCCAUUAUCAUCGAAGAUUCUGACGACGACGAAGUACCUGAUAGUCAAGAAGAAAUAAAUCUCAGUCAGUGGCCUAUCUUUGACAUACCUGUAGACCGUCUAAUUCGUGGUGAACUACCAGAUUACGCGGCUAUUCUGUCGAAGAAGAAUGAUAAGCAAGACGAUAAUAACGAUGGGGCUUCCAUAGCCGACUCUACCGCCGCUGUAUAUUCACCUACGCGUCCUGGAAGUCGACGAGACUCUACCAGCAGUGAUAUGAGUAUCAAACUUGACGAUGACCCUCGAGAACCACGAAUACACGACGCACGGCCGCCCACUGCGAUUGAGGAACAUUUCCUCAAUUCGAUCUUCAGUACUUCGACCAUCGCAUCUCAACCAUUCGGCCUUCCUCUCUCCGCAUCUCAGCAGGCAGUACUGUGA
Molecule: messenger RNA, 1017 nt
Organism: Pleurotus ostreatus (oyster mushroom)
Lineage: Eukaryota; Fungi; Basidiomycota; Agaricomycetes; Agaricales; Pleurotaceae
Exons: 1
Source: RefSeq, a predicted model, not a curated record